Molecule: messenger RNA, 837 nt
Organism: Serpula lacrymans var. lacrymans S7.9
Lineage: Eukaryota; Fungi; Basidiomycota; Agaricomycetes; Boletales; Serpulaceae
Exons: 5
Coding region: 54-773 (239 amino acids)
Biological process (GO): endoplasmic reticulum to Golgi vesicle-mediated transport; vesicle fusion
Cellular component (GO): Golgi apparatus; SNARE complex; late endosome membrane
Molecular function (GO): SNARE binding; SNAP receptor activity
Source: RefSeq, a predicted model, not a curated record
AUACAGGCACGAAUCAGCUUUCGUCUUCCGUCAACGUCUUGCUCAGCCCCGCCAUGAAUUCCCUGUACACCCUCGGUGUUCGCCAGACAAACUCACUCCACGCUGACCUCGAGCGUCUACGCAAUGGCGACAAUUCAGUCUCUUUACUAGGGCAGAUAUCAGCUUCGCUGGCUGCUAUGCAGCGGACAGUGGAUGACUAUGACUCCAUGGCGAAGCGUGAAAUCAUAAAGGCGAAGCAGGAGAAGGCACAAAUGCGAGUACAUAAAUUCAGGUCAGAUUACUCGGACCUGAAAAGCCAGUUUGAGCGUGUCAAGGCGGAGAAAGCGGCGUCACAGCGAAAUGAACUUCUCCAGAGUUCGUCAAGUCUAUUGUCGCCUAACUCUGACACGCGACGGCGCUUCACCCCUAAUGCCUUGAAUGACCCAUCAACUUCACAACACUCCGAAUCACCGUUCCGAAUGCCAACACCCCUACCUCAUUCAACGCUGCGGGAAGGUCAUGCGUUGGACGAACACACGUUCAUUCAAAACACCGAAGCAAGAAUUGAUGACUUUUUGGCGCAAGGGAGAGAAGUUCUGGACAACCUCGUGGAUCAAAGAAACAUGAUGAAAGGAACACAGAGGCGGCUGCUCGAUGCUGCCAACACCCUAGGGUUCAGUCGCGACGUUAUUGGUUGGAUUGAAAGACGAAGCACACAGGACAUGUACAUUUUCGUUGGAGGCGCUAUUUUUACGUUUAUUUGUUUCUUCUUGAUAUUGAGAUAUCUGGGUUGACCCUUGCUAUGCUGGACACUUUAUUGUAUCGUUUGUAGCUGCUUAUUCAUUUCCCCCGCCGUGU